AUGGCGCCCUCGGGCCCGGGCAACGUCAAACGGCGGUGCCGGCGGGUGCUAUACUGGAUCCCGGUUGUGUUCAUCGGCCUCCUUUUGGGCUGGUCUUACUAUGCCUACGCCAUCCAAUUAUGCAUAGUGUCCAUGGAAAACAUUGGAGAACAAGGUGAAAAUAGUUUGUAUUCAGCUGUUUUCAAGAAGUUCCAUCUUUCUUAUGCAGAGAAAGAACUGCUGGAGAGAGAGCCAAGAGGAGAAGCCCAUCAGGAAGUUCUCAGGCGAGCAGCCAAAGAUCUCCCCAUCUACACCAGGACCAUGUCUGGAGCAAUCCGAUAUUGUGACAGAUGCCAACUUAUAAAACCAGAUCGUUGCCAUCAUUGUUCCGUCUGUGAUAAAUGUAUUUUAAAGAUGGAUCAUCAUUGCCCAUGGGUGAACAAUUGUGUUGGAUUUUCAAAUUACAAAUUUUUCCUCCUUUUCUUGGCAUAUUCUCUGCUAUACUGCCUUUUUAUUGCUGCUACGGAUUUACAGUAUUUUAUCAAAUUUUGGACAAAUGGGCUACCUGAUACUCAAGCCAAGUUCCAUAUUAUGUUUUUAUUCUUUGCUGCAGCUAUGUUUUCUGUCAGCUUGUCUUCUCUGUUUGGCUAUCAUUGUUGGCUAGUCAGCAAAAAUAAAUCUACAUUAGAAGCAUUCAGAAGUCCAGUAUUUCGUCACGGAACAGAUAAGAAUGGAUUCAGCUUGGGUUUCAGUAAAAACUUGCGACAAGUUUUUGGAGAUGAGAAGAAAUAUUGGUUAUUACCCAUUUUUUCAAGUCUAGGUGAUGGCUGUUCUUUUCCAACUUGCCUUGUUAACCAGGAUCCUGAACAACCGUCUACUCCUGGAGGACUGAAUUCAACAGCUAAAAAUCCUGAAAAUCACCAAUUUCCUGCAAAACCAUUGAGAGAGUCCCAGAGCCAUCUUCUUACUGAUUCUCAGUCUUGGACAGAGAGCAACACAAACCCAGGAAAAGACAAAGCAGCUGUCAGUGGUAUAGAUGGAUGGAAGAGAUUUCUACAGAAAGGUGCACUGACCAGUUCCUCCCAUUUCCUGUUGUCUGGAUAUGUAGACUGUGAACUGAUUAGUUCUCCUGGAGCCAUGAUUUAA
This is a messenger RNA of Chrysochloris asiatica (Cape golden mole), 1125 nucleotides long. RefSeq names its product zinc finger, DHHC-type containing 2 (gene ZDHHC2). The transcript is spliced from 12 exons. Bases 1 to 1125 code for a protein of 374 amino acids. NCBI's taxonomy places the organism in Eukaryota, Metazoa, Chordata, Mammalia, Afrosoricida, Chrysochloridae. The record is from RefSeq and is a predicted model, not a curated record. Gene Ontology annotation, molecular function: protein-cysteine S-palmitoyltransferase activity. Gene Ontology annotation, biological process: protein targeting to membrane; peptidyl-L-cysteine S-palmitoylation. Gene Ontology annotation, cellular component: Golgi apparatus; endoplasmic reticulum.